Molecule: messenger RNA, 456 nt
Organism: Haliotis rubra (blacklip abalone)
Lineage: Eukaryota; Metazoa; Mollusca; Gastropoda; Lepetellida; Haliotidae
Source: RefSeq, a predicted model, not a curated record
AUGACGCGGGUCGGGAUUGAACCCUUGGUAUUCCGCUCCUCCAGGCAGACACUGUAUCAGCUAAAACCACAGAGACGGGACCGUGGGGGUAGCUUAGUGGUUAAAGUAUUCGCUUGUUACGCCAAAUCGACCCGAGUUCGAUCUCCCAAAGGGAUGUUGCUAGGAGGGGAAAGCUACAUCUACCACUGCAAGUUGAUGAUGAAGGGAAGCCAUGACUGGGGCAAGUUUCUCUGGCAUCAGGACUAUGGCUAUUGGUACAAGAACUGCUGCCUAUUUCCGGACAUGCUCAGUGUCUUCCUUCCCGUUGACCGUUCUGUGAAGGAAAACGGCUGCCUUGAAAUCCUGAGGGGUCCCACCGAUAAUGGUGGUAUCGAACAUCUGAUGGGGGGACAGACAGGGGCUGACUUGGAGAGAGGGUCGCGGAAGUCAGGAGGAUGUGUCGACACAAGUAUAUAG